Molecule: messenger RNA, 1930 nt
Organism: Meleagris gallopavo (turkey)
Lineage: Eukaryota; Metazoa; Chordata; Aves; Galliformes; Phasianidae
Source: RefSeq, a predicted model, not a curated record
AAUGCAGAACCUAUUCUUACAGAACCUAUUCCCUUGCAGGCUUCCAAGAGCAAACUGUGUGUUCAUGUUCUAGGUGAAGCUCUUGUUUUUUCACACUGAAUUUGUAGAUAUGAUCUUUCUAUAGUUAGGAGAUCUUUAUAAAAAAAAUUGGGAAUUAGAAUCAGUUAGAAUCAGACAGGCAUGUAACAGUAGACAGAACUUAGAACAAAUAACAUAAUUAAAGCUGGCUGUCUUUGUCAUUUCAAGGAAUGAAUAAUAAUCAGGUGUCAGGGUUUUCAAAUGAGCCACAGAAGGUAAAUGAGUAAGGUAGUAAUGGGGCUGUAAUAAGCUUCUUGAGGCUAAGUGAGGAAGGGUGCAAAUCAGAAUUUCAGUUAUGCUAUUCCAGACUCAACAGUAGCCCUAAACUUUGGAAGAAGAACAAAUGCUGGAAGUCUACUGAUGGUCUGUCACCAGAUUGCCACCGAGACCUGAACUUUUCUUCUGAGACUCAAAAUUGUUGGAAUAGGAUUUUUCUCUAAUUAAUUCUUCUCUUUGCGGUAUGGCUGUGAAGCCUCUUUGAAUUUUUCAAUAGGGCAAAUAUGCCAAAGCAUAGUGAUGUUUCUCUGAAGAUUUCUGAUGCUAAAUCAGUCUUUCACCUCAGAUACUGGAUUUGAUCCAACCUGAGUGAUUCUAUAUUCUGCUAAGUGAUGUUUUCUUCUAAUUGUAGGGUUCAUGAGGUAUUUAGCAGAAAUCAUGCAGCACCUUUCUCCAAAGUUCUUACGUUCUAUAGGAAAGGUCCAUUUGAGUUAGAAGCUUUUUAUUCUGAUCCUAAUGGAGUCCCAUAUCCAGAGUCAAAAAUUGGUAGGUAUGUUAUCCAGAAUGUGGCAGCUCAGAAAGAUGGAGAGAAGUCUAAAGUUAAAGUGAAAGUCCGUGUCAAUACUCAUGGCAUUUUCAGCGUGUCCACUGCAUCCAUGGUAGAACCAGUUAAAAGUGAAGAUAGUGAGGAUGUCGGUGUUGAGACUGAACUGGAAACUCAGGACCAGAUGCCUGCUGAAAAUUCAAGUGAUGUGAGUUGGCCUUUCUUGUGUGUGAAUAUCCUUACUGAUGAAACUGUUCUGCUGAAAAAUAACCAGCAAGAGAACAGUGAGGCUGGAACACAGUCCCAGGUACAAACUGAUGGUCAGCAAACGUCACAGUCUCCCCCUUCAUCAGAACCUCCCUCUGAAGAAAACAAAAUCCCAGAUGGCAAGAAAACAAGUGAAAAGAAAGGCGAUCAGCCUCCAGAAGCUAAAAAACCCAAGAUAAAAGUGAAGAAUGUGGAACUGCCUAUUGAAGCUAACUUGGUUUGGCAGUUAGGAAAAGAUCUCCUCAAUAUGUAUAUUGAAACAGAGGGUAAGAUGAUUAUGCAAGACAAACUGGAAAAAGAAAGAAAUGAUGCAAAGAAUGCAGUGGAAGAAUAUGUGUAUGAGUUCAGGGACAAAUUGUCUGGACCAUAUGAGAAAUUUGUUUGUGAAAAGGAUCUGCAAGGCUUCUCUGCACUCCUAACAGAGACAGAAGGCUGGCUGUAUGAAGAGGGCGAGGACGAAGCUAAGCAGGUGUAUGUAGACAAACUAGAGGAUUUAAAGAAAUUAGGUACUCCCAUUGAAAUGCGCUAUCAAGAAGCAGAGGAGCGACCAAAGCUAUUAGAAGAACUGGGACACAGGCUCCAGUAUUAUGCUGCAAUAGCUGGGGAAUUCAGGAACAAAGAUGAAAAAUACAUCCAUAUUGAUGAAAUGGAAAUGAUGAAAGUAGAGAAGUGUGUGAGCGAAGUGAUAGAGUGGAUGAACAAUGCUGUGAGUGCACAGGCUAAGAAGAGCUUAGAUCAGGAUCCAGCUGUGCGUUCCUUUGAAAUUAAGGCAAAGCUUCAAGUAAGUACCAAAAGAAAUUAAUUUUAGAGGCUAUUACUUAAAAA